UGUUGUGGUCGGUCGGCAUCGUUGCAUGGUGUUUGAUGUUCAAGUGGAGGAAGAGAGGACUUGCUACAUAGGAGCGUUCAGCGGCUUCAGGGGGAAAAGAUCCAGCGACACAGCAGGCGACAUCAUGGGCAAAGUGCAGGGAGGGAUGAAAUGCGUGAAAUAUCUGCUCUUCGUUUUCAACUUCAUCUUCUGGCUGUCAGGCUUGUUGGUGCUGGCUGUGGGACUUUGGCUCAGGUUUGACCCAGAAAUAGUGGAGCUCCUGACAGAGGAUGGCGCCCCUGACACCUUCUUCAUAGCCGUGUACAUCCUCCUUGGUGCAGGAGGCCUGAUGAUGAUUGUUGGGUUCUUCGGUUGUUUCGGGGCUGUGCGCGAGUCACAGUGUCUUCUUGCAUCGUUCUUCGCAUGCCUCCUCAUUAUCUUUGGAGCAGAGAUUGCCGCCGGUGUGUUUGGAUUCUUAAACAAAGAGCAGAUCGUUGAGGAGGUCCAGAAGUUUUAUAGCAGCUCCAUUGCCGAUGUGCCCAGUUCCAGCAACUAUACCAUUGCAGACACUUACCACAGAACUUUGAACUGCUGUGGAGGUUCCACGUCGGACGUGUCCAAUGACAUGUGUGCAGACUUCCCAACAGAAACCCAGGACUGCCUCUCUGCAAUAACAGACUUCCUCAAUGAAAAGCUGCAUAUCAUUGGAUACACUGGGAUUGGGAUUGCGGGCGUCAUGGUCAUAGGAAUGAUCUUCAGUAUGGUGUUGUGUUGUGCCAUCAGGAACAGCAGGGAGGUUAUAUAGCUGUGCUUCUGCGGCGCAGGUCCAAGACGACGUGUGUAAAGGCAAAACGCAGCAUGGAUUCUGAUAUGACCACAUAUUGUAAAUAUCUGAUCUGGGACCACAUACUGAAGUGACAAAAAUGUGAUCUGAAAAUCAGAUCUAAGUCGCAUCACCCAAAAAAGUUGGAUCUGAGUCACUUUGAACUGGUAAUCUGAACGUAUCCCAACAAUCCCUUGUCCUAACUAAUUUAUACCAUCUCUAGUGUCUUGACUUCCUUAAUCAUACAUCGGUUUCAUGGUUUGUGUGUCAAGACACAAAAUUACAAAGCUUUCGGCAGCAAGCGUGUGGUCACAGGAUUGCUGUAGCUGUGGACUAAUAUACGCUGUCAUUUUUGGGGGGGACGCCCUCUUAACUCAGGGCCCCGGAUAGUUGCCUACAUUGUUGUAAUUCCCCUGCAGCCAGUCUGUAUAUAGGAAGGGAAAUACCUAGUGUAUGUAUAUCACAACUAUUAAGUUUUCCAACACAUCCCAGUUUACCACAUUCAACACAGUGGAUCGUCAUCGGCACACCUUCUGGACCCCACUCGCACCAAAAUGCUGAUUUGUUUCUCUCCAUUCUUUUUCCAUAACACAUGCUCCACUUUUGGCACGACUCUGUGACAUUCCCUGGUUAUAGCAUCCUUUUGUUCCACUGCCAGGCGCUGCUGCACUGCAGCCACACCAUGAUACACAAGGCCUUCUUUGACACAGGAAUGUUGUGACUGAGGAGUAUUUGCUGUAAAUAUGGACUCCUGCUCUUAACAUUAUUUAUUCUGUGCCCUCUGUAUGCAUUUCUCUGUAAUGUGAAGGCCACACGUCUUCAAACCCUGUGUGCUUAAAUGUUUUGAGGACAACCUUUGCAGAUUGAAUUUCCAUUAUGUGCCUAUUUAGUCACACGUACAGCUACUGAACUAUUUAUGUCUCCCUUGCCCUGUACAUAAAAACUGUGCUUGCUCCCUGUCACCAAUCUAAAGUAUUGCUACUUUGAAGCACAAUAGUGGAAGUUUAGAUAUGAUAUCAACCCAAAGGGUUAGGGAGGUCUGAUGAUAAACUGUACAUUUUUUAAACUUAAAGUAAAAGGUAAUGAGUUAACACCUUCUCCCAAGCUCCUCUAGAGCACGCGUGAACUGUAACAGUGAGUUAGUUUGCAUUUUGUGUGGAUUUGAAUCUUGUUGGUGUGCCAAUAAGAUGUGAAUUUUAGAGUAACAUUGCUUAUGUCAUACUGUUUAACAUAAUACAAAUAAAAAAACGUGGGUGCUUUUA
Solea senegalensis (Senegalese sole) is the source of this 2064-nucleotide messenger RNA. RefSeq names its product tetraspanin-2-like. Lineage: Eukaryota; Metazoa; Chordata; Actinopteri; Pleuronectiformes; Soleidae. The coding region runs from base 26 to 784 and encodes 252 amino acids. The record is from RefSeq and is a predicted model, not a curated record. Gene Ontology annotation, cellular component: membrane. The transcript is spliced from 9 exons.